GUUGCUAUGGAUAGCAUAUAUAUAUAGGACGCGCUAAUAAUCGUCACCAUUUCUCACUUGUACUGGGAGAGAGACGUACUAGUCACACAGAGAAAGUGCUAGCUAACGGCUAUACAACCAACAACUGAGAAGAAAAUCAGAAAGUACCAGCGACUGACCUCAGUUCAGUUCAUUGACAUGGAAAAGCCAAACAACAAGAGGAAGAGGGAGCAGGACAGCAGCCCCGGAGCCAUCAAGGGGCUUCCAGAAAAAAGAUCCUGUGACAACAUUGUUGCCCUGCCGGAGCGGAGCUCCAGCCCCCAGCCAUCCACCUCUGGCUCACAGGUUUACCCUGUUGAGACAGAGAGGAGCUCCAGCCCCCAGCCAUCCACCUCUGGCUUACAGGUUUACCCUGUUGAGACAGAGAGGAGCUCCAGCCCCCAGCCAUCCACCCCUGGAUCACAGCGUGGAGGGCAGGAUGAUGCCCAGCAGGAGCUGAACCUUGGCCAUCCAGAGAGGAGCUCCAGCCCUCAGCCGUCUACCUCUGUCCGACAGCGUGGGAGGAGGAGGAGGACAACGAGGAGGAGGAGGAGGAGGAGGAGGAGAGGAGAAGGCAGGACAGAGGAGAGCGAGGAGCAGGCGAGACUCUGGGAACUCCACGAGGGAUCCAUCAGUGUGGAGGUUUUGGUGAGUGGUCUCCAGCCUAUCGUGCACAUGCCUCCUUGGUAUCUACCUGCUACCAGGGAACGAGUCCUAUCAUAUGUAGGGCAAUGGUGGAUGGAGUCUCCAUACUGUUGGGAGAUGUAAGAUCCCCCACAGGUAAAGGGCUGUGCCUUCCUGACCAUCAGGUAUAGUAUAUUUAUGGGGAAUUCCCCCACCUCACAUAUGUUUCUAAAUCUUUCUUUCAACUCUUUCCUUUCCUCCUUUGAAAAUCUGAGCAAAAAAAAAAAAAAAAUAAGCAACAAAAAAUCCUCUAUUCUGUAGAAAAAGAUAUAGAUAAGCUGUGAUAAGUUUAGGAUAUAGAUAAGUUGUGAUAAGCUUAGGAUAUAGAUAACAUUGGAUAAGUAUAGGAUAUAGAUUAGUUAUGAUAAGUUUAGGAUAUAGAUUAGUUAUGAUAAGUUUAGGAUAUAGAUACGAUUUGAUAAGUGUAGGAUAUAGAUUAGUGUUCACAAAUUUAGGAAAUAGAUAGACCGUCAUAAGUUUAGGAUAUUGAUAAGUUUUGAUAAGUUUAGGAUAUAGAUAAGUUGUGAUAAGCUUAGGAUAUAGAUAAAUAAAUAUUUGUAUAUAGAUGACUACUGAUAAGAUUUUUUCAUUCCCUUUUUGAAAAAAAAAAACAAAAAAAAAUGUUUUUAUAGCUGAGGUAUUGAUAAGUUUAGGAUGUAAGUUAGGAUUUAGAUAAUACCGUAAGUAAGAAUUAAAUUUGAAAAUAAUAGAAGAAGUAAAGGGCUUAAACACUGUACUUUUGGAAAGGUUCUCUUCAAAUUCUUUUUUCUUGCAUUGUUUAGGUUAUUAUAAUGAUUCAAGAACAAGAGACAGAAAUUAUUCUUCCAUUGUUGUUGUUUAUAAUGCCAAUUUGAUUCAUUUAUACCUCAGUAUUAAAACUAGUGAGCAGUUGAAUUUAAAAGCAUAGUUUUAAAAG
This is a messenger RNA of Xiphias gladius (swordfish), 1618 nucleotides long. RefSeq lists its product as uncharacterized. NCBI's taxonomy places the organism in Eukaryota, Metazoa, Chordata, Actinopteri, Istiophoriformes, Xiphiidae. Bases 178 to 786 code for a protein of 202 amino acids. The record is from RefSeq and is a predicted model, not a curated record. The transcript is spliced from 3 exons.